CCUUAACCUCCAUUCGACUGACGAGAAAAGAGUGCCAGACACCUGGAAAAAAGGAACAGAUGCUGCUCCAGCGCUGCAAUGGAGCCCUUCGUGGCUCUUUGAGGGCGUUUUCCUCGUCUGCCGCGACUCCUCCGGGGACUCCCCCGCCGCAGACUAGAACCAAGUUCGGACCUCUCAAGGAUGAAGACCGUAUCUUCCAGAACCUAUAUGGACGCCACGACUGGCGCCUCAAGGGCGCCAUGUCCCGUGGAGAGUGGUACAAGACCAAGGAGAUCGUGGAGAAGGGAGCGGACUGGAUCAUCAACGAAGUGAAGACCUCGGGAUUGCGGGGUCGGGGAGGCGCUGGAUUCCCGACUGGCUUGAAGUGGAGUUUCAUGAAUAAGCCUUCCGACGGACGCCCGAAAUACUUGGUCGUCAAUGCCGACGAGGGGGAGCCUGGGACAUGCAAGGACCGGGAGAUCAUGCGACACGAUCCGCACACCCUCGUCGAAGGAUGUCUCAUCGCUGGUAGGGCCAUGGGCGCGCGCGCGGCCUACAUCUACAUCCGUGGCGAGUUCUACAACGAAGCGUCGAAUCUCCAAAUAGCGAUCAAGGAAGCCUACCAAGCUGGCUUUCUGGGGAAGAACGCCUGCAACAGCGGCUACGACUUCGACGUGUACGUUCAUCGUGGUGCAGGAGCCUACAUCUGCGGAGAGGAAACUGCUCUCAUCGAGUCAAUCGAGGGCAAACAAGGGAAGCCUCGGCUCAAGCCCCCGUUCCCUGCCGACGUCGGUGUUUUUGGAUGUCCAACGACCGUGACCAACGUCGAGACGGUCGCUGUGGCUCCGACAAUUUGUCGCAGAGGAGGCGCUUGGUUUGCUUCUUUCGGAAGAACCCGCAACAGCGGAACGAAGCUCUUCAACAUAUCGGGCCACGUCAACAAUCCGUGCACCGUUGAGGAGGAGAUGAGCAUUCCGCUCAAAGAACUCAUCGAACGUCACUCGGGAGGAGUGAUCGGUGGAUGGGAUAACCUGCUCUGCGUCAUCCCCGGCGGAUCGUCCACACCCGUGAUCCCGAGAUCGGUCUGCGACACCGUCCUCAUGGACUUCGACGCCCUGGUUGAGGCCCAAACCGGUCUUGGGACCGCUGCGAUCAUCGUGAUGAAUAAACAGACCGAUAUCAUCAGAGCCAUUCAUCGACUCAUCGAGUUCUACAAGCACGAGUCUUGUGGACAAUGCACUCCCUGUCGAGAGGGAGUGGGUUGGAUGAACAAGAUAAUGGAGCGCUUCGUGAGAGGUGAUGCCAGAAUAGAGGAAAUCGACAUGAUUUACGAAAUUUCCAAGCAGAUAGAAGGACAUUCUAUCUGCGCCCUGGGAGACGGAGCCGCUUGGCCGGUUCAGGGCUUGAUUCGUCACUUUAGACCUAUCGUUGAGAGCAGGAUUGCUGAUUUCCAGGCUCGAGCGCAGGCUAGGAAUUGAUAGACCUCCCUCCGGCCAUUCGAUGCGCCACACCUCAGUUGUUUAUGUAAAAAGAAACUCGAGUCGAAAUAAACUUUUCCGAUCUA
Messenger RNA from Galendromus occidentalis (western predatory mite), 1543 nucleotides. Its product is annotated as NADH dehydrogenase [ubiquinone] flavoprotein 1, mitochondrial. The coding region runs from base 60 to 1457 and encodes 465 amino acids. Gene Ontology annotation, molecular function: NAD binding; 4 iron, 4 sulfur cluster binding; NADH dehydrogenase (ubiquinone) activity. The transcript has 7 exons. NCBI's taxonomy places the organism in Eukaryota, Metazoa, Arthropoda, Arachnida, Mesostigmata, Phytoseiidae. Gene Ontology annotation, cellular component: respiratory chain complex I. The record is from RefSeq and is a predicted model, not a curated record. Gene Ontology annotation, biological process: mitochondrial electron transport, NADH to ubiquinone.